AUGUCCCUACGAAAGAGACCUCGUAGCCCCUCUCUUUCCACCACUUUGGCUCCGACAUUGAGCACGCCGCUGGCACACACGGUGGCAUCGCCAUCCCAGUCUUCCAAAGUAUCGAAGAAACUGAAGCUCCACAGUUCUUUUGUUGAUACCUCUCCAUUCCAAACGUUCGCACACCCAACACCUGCUGAAGCACGCGAAGUUCACGAGCUUCUCCUAACAGCCCACCGUCCACACGAGCCGAUCCGUAGGCGUCCUCUAAAUUCCAACAACUCAGCAGGUACUUGCGGAAAUGUACCAAACGUGAUCGAGGCCCUCAUUGGUACUAUCCUUUCACAAAACACGUCCGGACAGAAUUGUCAUCGUGCCAAAACAAGUCUUGACGCUGUUUUUGGGAGAAACAAUUUUGUAGCUAUCGCUCAAGCUCCGAGGGAACGUUUGGUCGACGCUAUACGAUCCGGGGGCCUUGCGAAUAAAAAAGCUGCCACCAUUCAGAAUCUUUUACACUCUAUCCGGGGCAAGCAUGGCGAGUACUCGUUGCAGCAUCUCGCUGCCGCGGAAAGCAGCGGUCGGCGGAUGUCCGACGAUGAAAUUAUGAAAGAACUCAUCUCCUAUGACGGGGUGGGUCCAAAGACCGCUUCGUGCGUUCUGUUGUUCUGCCUCGGACGGAACUCUUUCGCUGUGGAUACCCAUGUGUUCCGAUUGAGCAAGCUCCUUGGGUGGGUCCCUCAAAAGUCAGAUCGUGUACUUGCACAGGCACACCUCGACAUUCGCGUCCCAGACGAGCUCAAAUACGAUUUGCAUGUGUUGAUGAUACAGCAUGGACGAUUAUGCAAAGGUUGUAAGAAGACGGGAUCGGGUCAGGCUUGUAUUCUCAAAACAUAUUUGAAAGGGAAAGAAGUAGACGCAGACUCGACACAUGAGGAUUGA
Molecule: messenger RNA, 927 nt
Organism: Laccaria bicolor S238N-H82
Lineage: Eukaryota; Fungi; Basidiomycota; Agaricomycetes; Agaricales; Hydnangiaceae
Exons: 1
Coding region: 1-927 (308 amino acids)
Biological process (GO): base-excision repair
Molecular function (GO): catalytic activity
Source: RefSeq, a predicted model, not a curated record